Lottia gigantea (owl limpet) is the source of this 3689-nucleotide messenger RNA. RefSeq lists its product as hypothetical. Gene Ontology annotation, molecular function: alpha-glucosidase activity; carbohydrate binding. NCBI's taxonomy places the organism in Eukaryota, Metazoa, Mollusca, Gastropoda, Lottiidae. The transcript is spliced from 23 exons. The coding region runs from base 7 to 2847 and encodes 946 amino acids. Gene Ontology annotation, biological process: N-glycan processing; carbohydrate metabolic process. The record is from RefSeq and is a predicted model, not a curated record.
CAAAAAAUGGCGAUGUCCACUCGGUGUGCAAUUGCCAGAUCAAAAAUGUCUUUGACCAAGUGCUUCAUAUUGUUAAGUUAUUUCAUAUGUCAACUUUAUGCUGUUCAGCGUGACAACUUUAAAACAUGUGAACAGAGCAGCUUCUGCAAACGUCAAAGAGCCUACCAACCAGCACAAUCACCAUAUGUAGCUCUAGAAGAUUCCUUAAAAAUAACCAGCAAUACUAUAGAUAUACAAUUACUUAACAAAGACAAUAAUGUCAGGUUUUUAUUAACUAUCUUUGGUCUACAAGACAAUAUGUUUCGAAUCAAAAUGAAUGAAUUAAGUCCAAUAAAAGAAAGAUAUGAAAUUCCUGUGGGUGAUGCAUUAAAAGAAGAACCUGCUCAACAAAAAAUAAAUUUUGCUGGAAAGGAUAAAGAUAAAUUUGUAAUUAAAAUGUCCAAUCAUAAACUACUAUUAUCUCUAUCACCAUUUCGAAUAGAUGCUUAUACUGAUGAAACACCAGUUAUGAGUCUCAAUUCACAGGGAUUACUGAAAUUUGAACAAAUGAGGAUCAAACCAGAAGCAAAACCACCAGCUGAUGAUAGUGCUGAUGAGAAUGGUGAAGAAGCUAAUCCUCAAGAAGCUGUAGAAAAUCAGGAAGAGAAAGUGAAAGAAGAGAAAAAAGAAGAUGAAACGGGAAUGUGGGAAGAAACAUUUAAAACUUUUACUGACUCAAAACCACAUGGGCCAUCUUCAAUUGGAAUUGAUGUAUCAUUUCCUGGUUUUGAAAAUGUUUAUGGUAUUCCAGAACAUGCCGAUACCAUGGCCCUUAAAACAACCAAAUCUACAGAUCCUUACAGAUUAUUUAAUUUAGAUGUAUUUGAAUAUGAUUUAUACAAUCCUAUGGCUUUAUAUGGUGCUGUACCUCUUAUGUAUGCUCACAAUGAAGACAGAACAGUUGGUAUAUUCUGGCACAAUGCAGCAGAAACAUGGAUAGAUAUUAGUUCUAAUACAGCAGAUAAGUCAGUAUUUUCCCAUAUAGCUGAUUUUGUAAAAGGUAAUAAUGAGAUACCACAGACAGAUACACAUUGGUUCAGUGAAAGUGGUGUAAUAGAUGUAUUUUUAUUAUUGGGUCCUACACCACGUGAUGUAUUUAAACAAUACAGUAGACUUACAGGAACCACACAAUUACCACCAUUAUAUUCUCUGGCCUAUCAUCAAUGUAGAUGGAAUUAUAAUGAUCAAGAUGAUGUUAAAGCUGUGGAUGCCAACUUUGAUAAAUUUGAUAUACCAUUUGAUGUAAUAUGGUUAGAUAUAGAACAUACAGAUGGCAAAAAAUAUUUUACGUGGGCUCAUGAUAAAUUCCCCACCCCUGAAGAAAUGAUAAAGAAUCUGUCUGUAAAGGGACGUAAAUUAGUAACUAUUGUUGAUCCUCAUCUAAAACGAGAAGAUGGGUAUAGUGUAUAUACUGAUGCUAGAGAUAGAGGUUUUCUUAUUAAAAAUAAAGAUGGUAAUGAUUAUGAAGGGUGGUGUUGGCCAGGCUCAUCAAGUUGGCCUGAUUUUACCAACCCUGUAGUUCGAGAAUGGUGGGCUGAUAAGUUUGCUCUCAGUGAAUAUAAAGGCUCUACCCCAGAUUUAAUAGUAUGGAAUGAUAUGAACGAACCAUCAGUCUUUAACGGGCCAGAAAUAACUUUCCAUAAAGAUGUCAAACAUUAUAAUAAUUUUGAAAAUCGAGAUUUACAUAAUAUUUAUGGCAUGUAUGUGCAUCAAGCUACUAUGGAAGGGUUAGUCAAAAGAUCUGGUGGGAAAGAAAGAUCCUUUGUUUUAACUAGAGCCUUCUUUGCUGGUUCACAGAGAUACAGUGCUGUAUGGACAGGAGACAAUAUAGGAGAAUGGUCUCAUCUCAAGGUCUCUAUACCAAUGGUACUAUCAUUAAAUUUAGCUGGUAUAACAUUCUCAGGAGCUGAUGUUGGUGGAUUCUUUAAAAAUCCUGAUCCCGAAUUGCUCACUAGAUGGUACCAGACUGGUGCUUUCUACCCAUUUUUCCGAGCCCAUGCCCAUCUGGACACCAGACGUAGAGAACCAUACUUAUUACCAGAAGAAAAUAUAAAAAUUGUACGAGAAGCUCUUAGAUUACGUUAUUCAUUAUUACCAUAUUAUUAUACAUUAUUUUACCAAGCAGAAGAAGAUGGUCUACCUAUUUUUAGACCAUUAUGGGUUGAUUAUCCUAAAGAUAAAGAUGUUUUUAAAAUAGAUGAUCAGUUUUUGAUAGGUUCAUCAUUAUUAGUAAAACCAGUAACUGAUCAAGGUCAGACUAAUGUUAAUGUUUAUUUCCCGGGUAAAGAUAAUGUAUGGUAUGAUAUAGAUACAUAUCAAACAUACGAUGGUUCAAUGACAAUCAAUGUUCCUGCACCCUUAGAUAAGAUACCUGUAUAUCAGAAAGGUGGAUCUAUUAUAGCACGUAAAUUACGACCUAGGAGAUCAUCCAGUCUCAUGUACCAAGAUCCAUUUACAUUGAUAGUAUGUCUGGAUAAACAGGGUAAAGCUGAAGGAGAGUUAUAUGUUGAUGAUUAUCAUUCAUUCCAAUAUAAAAAUGGAGAUUAUAUACAUAGACAAUUUAUAUUUAAUAAAAAUACUUUAUCUUCUAAAAAUAUUGACCCCAAAGGUCAAUUUAAUACAAGAGAAUGGAUAGAAAAAAUUAUUAUAGUUGGUUUUCCUAAUGAACCUAAAAAAAUUACUAUUGCUAAUUCAAGUGGUGAAAACAGUCGUAUUUUAGGAUUUCAAUAUAAUGAGAAUAAUAAAAGUUUAACAAUACGUAAACCUGGUGAUAAUAUAGCUGAUAUAUGGACAUUGGUCAUCGUUUAGUUAUCAUUAUUAUUAUUAUUAUUACUGGUAUUUGUUAUUGUUAUAUCAUUGGGAUGUCAAUUUGUACCAAGAUUUGAACAUCCAAUCAAAAACUUUGAAAGUUGAACUGGUUUUGGUUUCAAAGAUUUUGAUUGGUUACUGGUUAGACAUUUAAAAUGUUGUAUGUGUUGACUCCCUUUCACCAUCAUUUUACAAUUUCUAUGGCCUCAUUUCAAUUUACUGCACUACUUUUUAUAAAAUUGUACAAUUCAUUUUUUUUGUCUGAAGUUGAUUUCCUAAUUUGUGCAAGAACUGGACUUUAUUUGCAAGUAAAAAAUCGGUUAAGGUUUUCUUUUUGAAUCGAUGAUGCUUAUCAAUAAACAGAUAGAACUGUGAUUCACUUUAUCCAAGUAGCUUUGUAUAAGGUUUUAAUCUUAAACCAAUAACAAUGACGUUUUAUCUUACGGGGAUAUUUGUGAUUGGUUGGAUUGAAAGUCAUGUGACAUCAUGAUAAACUCAAGUCCUGAAUAUGAUAUUUUCGAAAGUUACGACCAAAAAGUCAAGAAAACAAAUUCAAAUAUAACCAAAGAGUUCCCAAUUCAACUAGUAUGAUAUUAUUAAGGACUGUAGACAUUUUGUUAAAUCUUACCAAUGACUAGCUUCUAUAUCAUCAUUUAGUUCCCUUUCUUAGAAUCAUUUAUAAUUUGAAUUGACCAAAUAUUUUGCAUGUAAACUUGUUUACUCACUGUAUGUUUGAGUAAUUUAUUCACAUUUUGUUUUAGUAAAAUUAGGCAAGAAGUAAUGAUUUUGAAUUUAUAGAAAUGUUAUAUUAGUUUUGUUGUAAUUUUAUUUGUUAAUUUGGU